AUGCACCCCGCAUCAGAUCCUCGAUCUUUCAAGGGAGGGUUGCGUCGUAAACGAGGCUUACAAGGUGCAGGACAAGAGGCCCAACCUGCCCGCGGCGUUAUGAACGAUGUUUGCCUGACGCAGACCAUCGACCAUGACGCGACGAUCCAGGUGGCGGUCGAGAGGUUCACGGUUCUGGGGGAGAUUCAGAAGGGGCCGUCCGGCCCCGCAUGCGUUUCUUAA
Colletotrichum destructivum is the source of this 222-nucleotide messenger RNA. RefSeq lists its product as uncharacterized. NCBI's taxonomy places the organism in Eukaryota, Fungi, Ascomycota, Sordariomycetes, Glomerellales, Glomerellaceae. Bases 1 to 222 code for a protein of 73 amino acids. The transcript has a single exon. The record is from RefSeq and is a predicted model, not a curated record.